This is a messenger RNA of Talaromyces atroroseus, 1695 nucleotides long. RefSeq lists its product as hypothetical. Lineage: Eukaryota; Fungi; Ascomycota; Eurotiomycetes; Eurotiales; Trichocomaceae. The transcript is spliced from 5 exons. Gene Ontology annotation, biological process: transmembrane transport. The record is from RefSeq and is a predicted model, not a curated record. The coding region runs from base 1 to 1695 and encodes 564 amino acids. Gene Ontology annotation, molecular function: transmembrane transporter activity. Gene Ontology annotation, cellular component: membrane.
AUGGGGCUUACGAAGCAAACCAGUGUCUCUGUCGUCGAGGUACAGCCUGAUCAUGUUAAUGACACUCCGGCCUCUUACAGGCCAGGUCAGGCUAUCCGGCCGGGGUUCGCGAGGUCCGAGUCAACCCUUGUUGCCCAGGAAAUUGACGAAAAGGCAGUGAAGAGCAGUCUUGAUGCCCUUCCUCACCCAGAGCUUUCCCAAGAAAGCACGUCGGAAACAGAUAACGACCAGGCGCAACCAGAGACUGGAAAGCUCUCAUCAUGGAGAGGCGCUUUGAUAUUACUCAUAACCGGCGGAGCUAUGUUUAUGGAUAAUGUAUUCAUGACUAGCACAAACAUUUCCCUAUCAGCGAUACAGAAAGAGUUCGACGUAGAGUCAUCGGAUCUGCAGUGGAUGAUCUCGGCAUAUACCCUUUCUUUUGGUGGAUUUUUGUUGCUUUCUGGUGUCUUGUCUGACAGAUAUGGUAGAAAGCCCAUGCUCAUUGGCGGCUUGGUGUGGCUCUCGAUCUGGACCCUAGUGAUAGGCUUCGGUUCCUCUUUUAUUGAGAUAGCUGUUUUUAGAGGAUUGCAAGGUAUCGGCGCAUCGCUGACCAUCCCCUCUGCUGUGGGUAUACUUAGCUCCUACUUCACUGGUCAGGACAGAACACGCGCACUAGGAUUAUAUGCUGCCUCUGGCGCCGUGGGGUUUACGGCUGGUCUCGUUCUCGGCGGACUUCUCUCUUCCUCUCUUGGAUGGCGAUACAUAUUCCGCUUGUCGGUUAUUGUCAGUGGUUUACUCGCCAUCCUUGCGAUACUAGUCCUCCCUCCAAACCGCAAGGCAGAUAACUCCAAGUCCAAGCUGGACUAUUUCGGUGCUUCACUUUCUACCAGCGGACUUAUCCUCCUCUCAUUUGUGCUGUCUGGUGGAGGAGUUUAUGGCUGGGGGAAAGCGUUCAUCAUUGUCCUCUUGAUAUCGGCCGUUGGCCUACUGUUCGCUUUUGUAUAUUGGGAGAACAAAAUCAGUAACCCUAUCAUGCCAUUAUCCCUAUGGAAGAUCCGCAAUUUUCCAAGUAUCUGGAUUGUUGGCUUCACGGUUAAUGGUAGCUACACAGCAACUCUAUACUAUACCGUUCUCAUGGCUCAGCAAGUCGACAAUCUUUCUGCGUUAGAUACGGCUAUCAGGUUCAUACCUUCUGGGGUAUUAGGCUUUGUGAUAACGCUGCUCACAACAAGGGCCAUUGAAUUCAUCGAUGGGAAAUAUAUCUUGAUUUCAGGAUUGGUUCUCUCGGUCCUGGCUCCCAUUCCGAGUUGUCUAUUGGCCGGGCAGACCUCGCAGUUUUGGGUCAACGUUUUGCCUACCUCAUUCAUUAGCGUUACGGGAAUAUCAAUCGGUUAUAUCACAGCCAGUACACUGAUGCUGAUCAGUGCGCCUAUGAAUGUGAAAAGCCUGUGUGGUGGCAUGAUCAAUACCGCGUACCAAAUCGGCGGUGGCGUUACUCUGGCCAUAUGUUCUGCCGUCGUGCAGGAAGUCGAUAUUGACAAGGGCCACGAUCUUGCUCAGCAAUAUACCACAGGUCUCUGGUGUACAGCAGGCGUAUCCGGUGUUGGGCUUUUGGUUGCGGUGUUCUUCCUAAAGAAUGACCACUCUGCUUCUGCUUCAGCGCGUGAAGGGAAACCAUCUAACACAAGAGCCGAGGUUUUGGAGCAUAUGGCUUAA